Molecule: messenger RNA, 3980 nt
Organism: Colossoma macropomum (tambaqui)
Lineage: Eukaryota; Metazoa; Chordata; Actinopteri; Characiformes; Serrasalmidae
Gene: pex19
Product: peroxisomal biogenesis factor 19
Exons: 8
Coding region: 33-887 (284 amino acids)
Biological process (GO): protein import into peroxisome membrane
Cellular component (GO): peroxisome; peroxisomal membrane
Source: RefSeq, a predicted model, not a curated record
GUCACUUCCGCCCCGUGCUGCGGAGUGUGAAGAUGGCGGAGCAGCAGGCCGCGGACUCGGAGCUGGACGAGCUGUUGGACAGUGCUCUUGAUGAUUUUGAGAAGACCAGUGCGCCUCGUGCGGCGCCUGAAGCCGCUGCAGCCUCCAGCGCAGAAGCGAAAAGUUCUGGGUCAAAGCCGCCUCUCCUGGAGGACAGUCAGUUCUUCGAAUCUCUGUUCGAGGGCGAGAUGGCGAACCAGGCGAAGGAGGAGUGGGAGAGAGCGAUGGCCGAACUGGCACAGGAGGAGCCGGAGCUGCUGCAGCAUUUCCAGAAACUCUCCGAGGCUGCGGGCAAAGUCGGAUCAGAUCCAGCUUCACAGCAGGAGUUCACCUCCUGUCUCAAAGAGACACUGAGCGGAUUAGCCAAAAACGCAGACAACCUGCAGGCUGCCGGACUGGCCGGAGACGAUCUGGCUAAGACUCUGGAAGGGCUGGGAUUGGAUGACGGUGAAGGAGCAGGGGAUGAUGGGAAUAUUCUGCCCAUCAUGCAGUCCAUCAUGCAGAACCUCCUGUCCAAGGAUGUCCUCUACCCGUCCCUCAAAGAGAUCACGGAGAAGUACCCUGAGUGGCUGAACAGUAACCGACAGUCUCUCCCGCCGGAGGAGCUCCACAGAUACGAACAGCAGCACAGGAUCAUGGGGGAGAUCUGCAGCCAGUUUGAGAGAGAUUCAGAUGGAGAGAGCAGCUUUGAGAACAUUCUGGAACUCAUGCAGAAGCUGCAGGACCUGGGCCAGCCGCCAAAAGAGCUCGCUGGAGAGGCACCCCCCGGUUUGAACUUCGAUCCCGAGUCUCUGCACCUCCCUGGUGGUCCGGGCGCGGCCGGCGGAGAGCAGUGUUCGGUGAUGUGAGGGAGCCAGGCUGUGCCGUGCUGCUCUGAGCUCCUCCUGAUUCAGGAUGGAGCUGAUGGAGUUUAUCUGAGUGAACACCCACAAAAACUCCUGUAAAACACCUCCUCCUCCUCCUCACUCUUCAUCUCCUUCAGCCGCUCCAGAGCGGUUCCUUAAACCGGUUUAAUGCAGCUUUGGGUUCACCUGUGGGCUGAUAUAUAUUGAUAAAAUCAAAUUUUGCACAUUUGCACCUGAUAAUGAGUCGAACGGCUAGAAGCCUGUGCCUCUGCUCUUAAUGACAGAGAAUUAGAAAACUGCAGGAGGUGGGUGGGUGUCAUGUUUGCAGUUCUGGCUGUUAGACGUCUUAAAGGAGGGAUGUUGGAUGAAUAAAUAUAGUAACCGUCAAUUUAAUAAGCUAUAAUUAAAUUACUGCUUUUAUAUAUAAUAAUUCAUCGUGUACAAUUGUUUGGAACAUACUGAAACCUAGUUAAAUUUCUUUUUCAGAACUGAUCAGUGACCAAAAAAGGAUUUUUUAAUAGGCGAGACCUUGAGAUGAGGGCCAAACUUCAUUGUUUCCCCAUCAUGAGCCCAUCUGUACUGUGACUAAAGUAGCCUUGUGUGUUUUCUCCAGUCAGUUUGUACUGAAAUUGCAUGUUGGAUGUUGUUUGCUUCCCUUAAAGGUGGGCGAGAUGGAUGUAAUUGGUCCGUUUUGCCUUCUAGCAUCUUUUCAACCUGUUUACAAAAGCAUUUUUGACACUAAAGCAGAAGAAGUGUCCAUUUUAAAGGAAUACCUGAGCGUUUUUCAACCUAGUGUCAUCAGUUAGCCACCACAGAUGCAGCUCCACUGACUGAAAUCACAUAUGUUGCUUACAUGAAUGUCAUGAGUUAAAUUAAUUGGAAAAUAUCUCUAUAUAUCUCUACAUAAUAAUCUCUAAUCAAUACUAAGAAAUUGUUCUUUUUGCUCACCAAAAUGCUGCCACGUAAAAUGCUAGCUAGGUGGCUUACAAUAGCUGCUAGCAAACAUUAGCAAACGUUAGCUAAUGUUGUUUUCACACAGGUUGUGACGGUCCCAGGGCGAAAUCGUUUUAAAGAAGGACCUUCUGGAUGAGGUGUAGUUGAGGUAGAAGUUAGCUGAACAGUCAGGUUGUGUUUGUAAUUGUUUUAUACGGCGGUGUUACAUAAAGCAGCCGCUGUCCCCAUUCACUAAGAUGCUAGAUACUGGCUAACUUGGCAGCUCACUGCUAUCACUGUAGCCAUGAAGUAAAACCCUGAAUAAAAUAAGGUGUAAAUGAUCCUAUUUUACACUGAAAGGCUGUCGCUGCAGUAGCUAAACAGGAUCUAAUGACUUAACCUACUGCAGUUUUCAGUUCUAUUAAAAUUAUGUGUAAUAUUUAAAAAGAAAAACACAUCGAAGUUUAAAUGCUAGCACUGUCUAAUGUAGAAAAGAGUCUUUUCCUCACAAGACCGAGCGCAUUAGAGGUAAAGCGUUCCUCAACAAUGGUAUAAUAAACAUAUUUAUUUGGUCUUUAUUGAUUCUCAGCCUAAAUUUUCCUCAUAUUAUUUUUACCACUCAAAAAUAACGCUCAUUUCAGCUAGCAUCUCUUUGAGAUGUUGUGUGAGUGCCAAGCCAACUGUAGUGAAUGUUCAUGGUUCCACUUACAUGGAAUAUAAUAAAGAAAAAUAUUUUUUGAUCCAUUCUUUAUUGGUUCUCUAUUGAUUCUCCAAUUAUUUUUUUUAAACCACUGCAAAAAAUAAUGCUACUUUACACUGGCCUCUAUGGGGUUUCUAGUGUAUAUUUACUGUUCCACUGUGCUUAUUACCACUAGUAGCAACUCUGCCUAAGACACGGACCUCUGAAACAUUGAUAGUGUUCUUCACAUUUUAUUAUGCAGUUUUACUGUGAAUAGUUCAUGCUCUUUCAGUGACGCGCACCAAAACUAUGAGUGCUAAUAGCUUCCUUUUGUGGAGGAUAUUGAAUUGUUUAUUAGAGUCACCAGGAUGAAUUCAGUAAAGGCCUCGUGAUUCUUUUUGUUUUGUGUAGGCCUGAUUUGACUGGGCAAUGGUUUCUAUUCUAAGUGUGUUUUGAGUCAGUGGCUUUUCCUGUACUUUGAUAGAAGACGUAUGGAAAACCCAUGUUGUCUGAGGUAAAAAGAUGCAACAAAUAGGUUGAAAUAAAUGCUGGAGUAUUCCUUUAAAGUCUACCCGAUCCUCUUACAGACCUGUAUUAUGUUAAGUGCUCCCAACAAGCCUCCAUGAAAAAAAAAAAAUAAUAAUAAUAAUAAUAGUGUCAUAUUGUACAGGUGACUGUGCUCCAGUGUGUUGUGUUAACUUUCCCAAACAUGACAUUUAACACCCAGAAUACCUCAGAUCAGUGGGUAGUGGUGUAAAAUGUUUAUUUUGGAAAAAGUGAGCUUUUAUUUUGAAAGCUGAGAGGAUGCAGAGUUUAAUAGGCUUUAAUAGGCUUGCAUGCACUCUUAAAGAUGGUUCUUCUAGGGUUCAUUAGUAAACAGUGGUUCUAUAUAGAACCAUAAACACUCAAAAAAACAUUUGCAUCCUUAAAUGGUUCUUUGCACGGUGAAACGGAUCUUCAGAUUUACAGAGAAUGUGUACAUGGUUCUGUAUAGCACCAGAAAGGGUCUGCAAUUGUAAAGAUGUCAAGUUUGUUACAAUAGCAGAACCCUUUUUGGUGCUGUAUAGAACCACAUACACAUUCUCCAUCAAUCUGGAUAACCAUUUCACCAUGCAGAGAACCAUUUAAGCAUGUAAAUGGUUCUUCAGGCGUUUAUGAUUCUAUAUAGAACCACUGUCGUUAAACCUAAAACUAAAAACCUUUGCAGGACCGUGUUUUUAAGAGCGCAGGCUGAACUCGCAUAUGAAGACUGAUAUUUAGGUGGAUUAAUAUGGGUUAUGGUUAAUAUGGAUUACAGUGAGAGACGAGCACAUAAGACGAACACUCAGGGGUUCAUUGAACACCCAAUGCACUUAAACCAGUCACACUGAAUUCAGCUGAAAACUGCGAACUCCCUCACAGUGAACACCUGGACCUGCUAUCAUCUACAGACUGUGAACAAAGUACAGAAUUACAGUGGAAGAAAUAAAAAAAAGAGAAAAGUU